AUGGCGGAAAGACACAUUCAAGUUACCGGCUCUGUGGGGCACGCACUUACACCCGCCAUUGGCGUCUCAAACACAACAGUGCCACGCGGCCUUGACCCCUCUGACUUGGCCACGACACUACAUCGCCUAACUUCAUCUUGCCGGGUAUCUUCAGUUGACUCUCCAAACGCCACGCUUGAGCCAGAACGCACAAGCGCCUCAGACAUUCCCUCAUCCUCCGCUUCAAUUCCUCCGCCCAUCACCGCAUCUGUCGGCCAGGCGAAGACACCUUCCCCCACCUUCCCGCCGCCGACUGACGUGCAACCCGGCCUGUACAUUACCGAGCUUGGAUCGAAUACGGCUAGUAGACCAGUGAUUCACCCGAGAGAAGAGGGAAACCCUGUUUAUCUAGCUGCUGCUCCCCCGACAUUCAUGAAUCGCAUGAGAUACGAGCGUCGCAAAAAGCUGGACCUCACCCCCAUGGAGACACCAAUUCUGGAGAUUCCUGCGAGGAAUGCAAUCGCUGUUAGAUCGGAGUUGGAGGUCCUCGGCAAGGGAUGGGUGCAAUACGUCCAUCCUGAAGGCAAUCAAUAUUUCCGCUACUAUAACUUCUAUACGUGUACGUGGUUGUUCAACACCAUGUAUCUCAAACAGAUCGAAAAAGCCGUCACUCUUAUUGAGGAGGAACUCGUGAAGCAGCUUGUUUCACCAGAAGACAUGGAGAUCGGAUUAGAGCUGUCCGUAGAUGAAGACGGGAACACCCUCGGAUGCUACUACAUCGUGAAUGCUAGGAAGGAGACUACAUUUUGGAUUGAUAAACUCGGGGCUGUGAAGACAAGGAUUAGAUCCGACUAG
Messenger RNA from Dichomitus squalens LYAD-421 SS1, 834 nucleotides. RefSeq lists its product as uncharacterized. NCBI's taxonomy places the organism in Eukaryota, Fungi, Basidiomycota, Agaricomycetes, Polyporales, Polyporaceae. The record is from RefSeq and is a predicted model, not a curated record. The coding region runs from base 1 to 834 and encodes 277 amino acids. The transcript is spliced from 4 exons.